Molecule: messenger RNA, 1313 nt
Organism: Stomoxys calcitrans (stable fly)
Lineage: Eukaryota; Metazoa; Arthropoda; Insecta; Diptera; Muscidae
Gene: Arp10
Product: actin-related protein 10
Exons: 3
Coding region: 100-1224 (374 amino acids)
Biological process (GO): retrograde axonal transport of mitochondrion
Source: RefSeq, a predicted model, not a curated record
AACAAAAUGUUUGUUUUCUUUGCAAGUUUGCUAUCACAACAAAUAACUUUUUUAGGAUAAUAAUUUCUGAUUUUAAAUAAAGGCUUCUAACAUAACAAUAUGCCAUUGUAUGAAACCGCAAUGCAAGAAAAACCACCAGUGGUUCUAGAUAUCGGUACGGCUUAUACUAAGUUUGGUUUUGCGGCUGAAGCAUAUCCAAGAAAAAUUUUGCCCACAGAGGUUAUAUUGUCCUCAAAUGGUAAAACAAAAAAUCUUUUCGAUUAUGAAGACAAAUUGGAAUUCUAUGAUCAAAUGGUCGACUUUUUGCAGACAAUUUUCUUUAAAUACUUACUUGUGAGUCCAAAGGAACGCAAAAUUGUUGUGGUCGAAAACGUUUUUGGACAAACCAUUAUACGAGAAACGUUGGCCAAGGCUUUGUUUCGCCACUUUGAAGUUUCUUCCGUGUUGUAUGUACCAUCCCAUAUGAUUGCCUUGUCAACAUUAGCUGUUCCUCACGGCGUUGUAAUAGAUAUGGGUUAUAAUGAAACUACCGUUAUGCCUGUCUUUAGUGGCGUUCAAAUUAUGCAAGCAUUCCAAGACCAAAAGUUCGGUGGGCGCGCUUUGCACGAAGAACUCAAGAAGAUGUUAGUAGCUGCUGGUGUUAGGGAAGACUUGCUGUCCGAAACUGUUUUAGAGGAUAUUAAAGUACGCACUUGUUUUGUAACCAAUCUAAAACGAGCCCAAGCUUAUUCGGAAAAUCAACCGCCCAAAGCACCUCCAUUCGUUGAAUAUCCCAUAGGAGAUGAAGAGAUCAUCAACAUACCGGGCAACGUGCGAGAAACUGCAUUUGAGAUUUUCUUUGAAGAAAACAAUGAUCGCGAUAGUUUGCCACAUUUAAUAUUGAAAUCGAUAUUGAGCUGUCCGUUGGAUCUACGACGCACAUUGACCGAAAAUAUUUUCGUAAUUGGUGGUAGCUCUAUUAUAAUGGGUAUGUUGCCACGACUAAAAGAAGAGCUACAACACUUGGUUACAACGGACAAUGAAUACAAAGAAAAGCUACAUGGGGAUGUUAAAUUUAAAUUCCACAAAAGCAUAGGCCGGCCUAAUAUUACCGGUUGGUUGGGUGGAUCACUUUGCGGAGGAACUGACUUGGUAAAUACUCGUUCGUUGACAAAGGAAACCUAUAUACGCUUGGAAAGGGUACCCGAUUGGGUUUGCCUUGAUGAUAAUCGUGUGGCUGGAUAAUGUGCUUGUAAUUGUCGAAAAAAUUAAUUUCGUAUUUAUUAUAAUAAUUACCGAAGUAAUAUAAACGCAAACUUUAAACCUUUAAGAAA